Molecule: messenger RNA, 1231 nt
Organism: Acomys russatus (golden spiny mouse)
Lineage: Eukaryota; Metazoa; Chordata; Mammalia; Rodentia; Muridae
Gene: C1qtnf1
Product: C1q and TNF related 1
Exons: 4
Coding region: 402-1223 (273 amino acids)
Molecular function (GO): protein binding
Source: RefSeq, a predicted model, not a curated record
GAUAAAAAGCGCUAGGAGCGUUCUAGGCUCCUCCGCGGCUCACAUCUGGCUGGGGUUUGCUCUUUGUAUUUGCCCCGCUUUCUUCCUCUCUUCCUUUACUUUUGAGAGAAACUACAUUUCCGUUUCUAGCCAAAGAGACCUUGGAGGCAGCUAAGGAGAUAAAGGUGUUGUGUCGCGGCCGCCUGCACCUCCCCCUCUUCCUCCCCCUUAAGUUUCCCCCUGGGGGACUCUUUCCUCCCUCUGGCUCUCUCUCUCUCCCUGACUUGACACGUCUGUGCUUCCCUCUGACCUGGCCUAGAAAAGGCUCAGGUCCUGUGAGAUGCUCUAAGAGACAGCACCCUGAGAGCCCUGAGAGGCAGGAGGACUCAGUUGUCACAGCCGGCUCAGCUGAGAGGAGGAAGAUGGGCUCCUCUGUACGGGGCUUCAUGCUGGGAUGCUGCCUGCUGCUGGCCAUCGCCUGGGGCCCAGUCCAGAGCCUUGUGCCACGUCUUCAGGAGGAACAGCUGGAGUGGGGAGAGACGGAAGAGGUGCCACCUCCUCAGGACCGUAUGAAGGGGGAUAAAGAAACACAGGAGACCUACAGCCCUAGCCAGUGCUACCGAUGCUGUGACCCCAACACCCCUGUAUACCAGGCGAUCCCACCACCCCAGAUCAACAUCACCAUCCUGAAAGGUGACAAAGGUGACCGAGGUGACCGAGGCCUCCAGGGGAAAGUCGGCAAAGCGGGUGCCACAGGGCCCAGGGGCCAUAUUGGCCCCAAAGGUCAGAAGGGGUCCAUAGGGUCUCCCGGGGACCCCUGCAAAAACCACUACGCAGCCUUCUCCGUGGGCCGAAAGAAAGAUUUGCACAGCAAUGACUACUUCCAGCCCGUGCUCUUUGACACAGAGUUUGUGAACCUCUACAAACACUUCAACAUGUUCACCGGCAAGUUCUACUGCUACGUGCCGGGCAUCUACUUCUUCAGCCUCAAUGUGCACACUUGGAACCAGAAGGAGACGUACCUGCACAUCAUGAAGAACGAGGAGGAGAUGGUGAUCCUGUAUGCACAGGUGAGCGACAGGAGCAUCAUGCAGAGUCAGAGCCUGAUGCUGGACCUGCGGGAGAAGGAUGAGGUGUGGGUGCGCCUCUUCAAGGGCGAGCGUGAGAACGCCAUUUUCAGCGACGAGUUCGACACCUACAUCACCUUCAGUGGCUACCUGGUCAAGCCGGCCUCGGAGCCCUAGAGGCCACC